Molecule: messenger RNA, 9782 nt
Organism: Pipra filicauda (Wire-tailed manakin)
Lineage: Eukaryota; Metazoa; Chordata; Aves; Passeriformes; Pipridae
Gene: TMEM170B
Product: transmembrane protein 170B
Exons: 3
Coding region: 429-827 (132 amino acids)
Biological process (GO): negative regulation of canonical Wnt signaling pathway
Cellular component (GO): plasma membrane
Source: RefSeq, a predicted model, not a curated record
GCGUCUGGCACCGGGAUCCUCCGCGCUGCCGCUGCUGCAUGGAGCCGCCCGCCUGAGAGCCGCCCCGCCCCGCCCCGCCUCGCCUCGCCCCGCCCUCUCUCCAGGUGAUGCCGGUGACCAGGGUGACGAUGCCGCCGGCGAGGCGACGGCGGCCGCUGCUGAUGGAGGAGGAGGAGGCGGCGGCGGGGGCGAUGGGCUCAGCCGCCCUACCCUGCCCCUGAGCGGCGGGGAAGCGCCAGCGGCCAGCUCCCCCCAUCCCCCAGGAUCGCUCGGCUCCCCCCCGGCCACCGUCUCCCCCUCUCCGUCCUCGAUGUCUCCUCCGCGGCGCGGAGACCCCUUCGCCGCCUCCCCGCCCUCUCGCUCCUCACCGCCGCAUCCCUCCCGCCCCGCGGUCCGGCGGCUGCCGGACCCCGCCCGGCGGCGGCACCAUGAAGGUGGAAGCGGGGGACAACUCCAUGAUCAACCUGUCGGUGCAGCAAGUGCUGAGCCUGUGGGCUCACGGCACCGUCCUCCGCAACCUGACGGAGAUGUGGUACUGGGUUUUCCUCUGGGCUCUCUUCUCCUCUCUCUUUGUCCAUGGUGCUGUGGGAGUAUUAAUGUUUGUGAUGCUGCAGAGGCAUAGGCAGGGGAGGCUGAUCUCUGUCAUUGUGGUCAGCAUUGGAUUUCUGGGUUCUAUAACUGGAGCCAUGAUAACCAGUGCUGCAGUAGCUGGAAUUUACAGAGUAGCAGGGAAGAAUAUGGCUCCCCUAGAAGCUCUUGUCUUUGGUGUUGGACAGACAGUACUGACAUUAAUUAUCUCAUUUUCAAGAAUUCUUGCAACGCUUUGAGACUUAUGUAGAAGGGGGGAAAAUCAACUAGUCUUAAGGAAAUCUUUAAUAUGAGGAGAAGCUUCCUGGAAGUGGAUUCAUCAGCUUAUGAACUUGAAUUCUUGUGCAAGAGAAAGGAAGCUAUGUGGAAAGUGCACUACAAAUCUAGAGGCUCAGUCAAAUGAACAGACUGUCCUCUAGUGUUGGAACUGUUGUACUUCUGCACUGCACCUCACGUGCCUCAGUCACAGGCAAGGUGCAAUCCUGGUGUGCGGAGUGGAGAUGAAGCACCUUGAACAGCUGCCAGUCAGGUUAAUGCUUGGUGAUGGAAUCAUUGUUCUUAACAUGUAAUAAAGUAUUAAGGAGUGGUCCUGAAAAUUGCUGUAUGUGCCAAACUUGGAGUUUAAUUCUGAGCAGGUGGCUGGGUAAGUUUUGAAAUAUGGCAGAGUACUGUGAACAUACACAAUUCUCUUUGAGCUCUAGUGAAAUAGUAAGAUAACUGACUUUUGUAUUAGCAGAAUCUGUUUCAAUGCUGAAAGUUCUUGUUCAGCAUUCAAAACAACUGUUAGAUCUGUUUCAAAAUGUGGAUGAAUUUUGAUGGGGCUUAAGAACCACAGCUUUAACAACCCUGAUAUAAUUAGCACUAUGUGAAGAAUGGCUUAUGGCAGUUUUCUGAAGCUUAGCACAUUUCUUCGUGACUUUAGCCUGUCAGAAAUCAGGAGUUUAAGGAGACUGUAUGAAGGUUACUAAGUACAAUCUGUUGUGUAUGCACAAACAAACCUUAAAUUGAUGUUUUCCUUGAAAUUAUUUUUUCUUAAACAUACAGAUGGUUAUCAGCCAUUCUGCAAACCUCAGAAAGGAUAUUUGUUGCAAAUAAGCUCCUUAUAUUUAUUUAAGCAGUGAUGGGACACUUAACCUUACAUAUAUUCUGUAAAGAACACACAAAUAUAACAGGCUCUCAGACAAUACACCUAUGAGGAAAAUGGAGAGAGGUAAAAACAUGAUAUACCAUUUUUCUACUGAACAAAAAUAUUAAGUUUAAUAAAAUAAUUGCUAUACUCCAAAAAUUUGGAAGUGGGGCAGCACUAAUGUAUUUACUAUCUUGUUUCUGAACACUUCAAAACUUUGGAAAGAUUAAGAUACCUGGAACUUUCAAAUACUUAGCUUCCAGUAGUUUGUACUUUUCUAGUUUAAAAGGGACAGUAGUGUUGUGUAUGUGGAAUGUCUUAAGUGUGUUUUGGAGUAAAUAGAAAUUUUAGGUCUAAUGACUAUUUACGAAAUACAAAAUUUAAAAGACAAAGUUCUAUGAGGAAUAAGGAAUCUUUUACAUCUUUCCUCAUCUGAAUGCUUUUCAGCAGUUGGCUCUGAAUACUGAAAGGGAGAGUAAAUUGCUCAAAGGUUUUGCUGUUAUGAUGUCGAAAAGAUUUUCCAGGCUGUUGAAAACAGUGGGCACCUACUGCACAGAUAAAACAAUAUGGUUAAAAUAUAGCUUAAAAUGCAGUCAUUGCUUAGUGCUUCAAAAAUAACAAAUUAACCUGUCUGCCUUUAUCUUACCCCACAUAUUUUUUUUAAGUACUAAGAAAGCUAAUAUUAUUUGUUUUCUUUAUAAGUAUUAUUUGUUUUCUUUAUUUAAGUCUUGUUUGUAAAAUGUACCAGUUAUGGGCUUUGCAGGGGACAAGUUAAAAUAUAGGUUUUUAAACAUUUUCAGUGUUAUAUUUUUGACUUUGAAUUGCUUUAAAAAUGUGGCUGAAUACAUAUACUCUCAUUGUUUUGAAUGUCUUCAAAACCUUAUUUUUGUAGUUUGUUUUUUUGUCUUGUGGCUUUUACAUUCUGCUUAUACUUUUUGGCAAACAACCAUUGCACUUUAGUAGACAAUGAAAUUAUUACAACUGUAAAAAGCAAUUGAAACUUCUCCCCAUUGUCUUAAAUUGUGAGAAAACUGGUUUCAGGUAUUUAAGUCAAAUUGAAUAAUAAAAUAAUUGAAGAUAUUUCUCCUAAUGUGCCUUGUUACGUAUAUAUUUAGGGGAGAGGAUUAAAAAAAACCCUGUUACAUCUUCAUUCUUGUUCUGUUUUGGUUAUUUCAAUUUCAUUUGGUUGCUUGAUACAAUGUCUUAUUCAACAGACAUCAAACAUUUUGUUUGACAACCUGGAAAUGCUUGUCUGAAUCAAAACCAACCAUAUAAUGAAGGACUGUAUUCUGUAGUUUAGAUUGUCUCCACAUUAACUCACACUGAAAAGUCUUCCCAGGUUCCAAAUUUCCUUGAACAUCUCAACUCGUAUUUUUUCUAGAGGCUGUUAUGCUGCCAAUGAUCAAUGACUUGCUGUCUUUCACUAGGUUAAACUGCAGCAGACUACUACUAACUGAUGAGAUACAUAUACUUUUAUUGAUGAACUUCAUUUUAAUUACAGUGCCAAUGAAAUUGUUGCCAUUGUAAUUUUCCUUUUUUUGCAGGAGGCAUAUUUGGAGGUUUUAAGUUACCUUUCUCCAAGUAAUUUUCAUUUCUUAGAUUGUUAUAAUCACUUUUAAAAACCUGUGUGCUUAGUUGUCUCUGCAUUGUAUGUCAUUAUUGCCUGGCAACAAGGGACAGGCAGAUAAUAUAAUGCUUAAAUGGCUUAACAGAGACAAAGCUUUAUUUGACAGAAGUUUGUUUUCAGCUGUUUCUUGUGAGGAAUUUAUGAGGACAAAUAGUUUGUCCAUGAAGUAUUCUUUGAUCAUAACAUAAACGUACUGCAUAAUAACUCCAACAGUGAAAGGAAGUAUAAGUGGCCUUAUGUCUGCAAAACUUCUAAGUUUCAUUCCACAUCCCUAGAAAGACCAUUGUUAAGCCUAAGGUGCUUUAGUCAGUGCAGUUUAUGGAUAUAAGUGUGCAUGUGUGUAUACAUAUAUAUAUAUAUAUAUGAAUGGUGGCUUUGCAGUGUUUUAUACCUGACACAUACUAACAACUGAAAUAACUUUUCCAAGAAACAUAAAAUUACUUUAGAUAACCUUCCCCUCCCCCCUGCCUCGCUUCAUUAUUCUAUGGAGAUAUCUUGUGUGUGAAUGGCACUGACGGUACUCUGGUUCCCUUUGGACAAUACAGCGUUGUGCAGAUGUCCAUAUGGGCUGUUUUAGCACUAUCUUCAAAUAGCCCUGCCUGUCUCUGCGUUGUAUCACUAGGCACAUUCUGCUUUGUGCAGAACAAAUAAUGCAUCAACACAAUUUAGUCUUUGGAAGAGGUGGGAGUACUGAAUAUGAUAUUUAAUGUGAGAGAGCUUCUACUGCUUUGUUAGAAACUACUGUUAAAGAUUUAAACAUUCCACACACUUCCAGUUUAUCAGUAUGAUCAUAGAAUAUCAGGUUGAAAGGGACCUCAAAGAUAAUCUGGUCCAACCUUUCUUGUCGAUAGCAUGGUCUAGACGAGAUAGCCCAACACCCUGUCCAGCCAAAUCUUAAAAAUGGCCAGUCAAUGUUGGGGAAUCCAACACUUCCCUGGGGAGAUUGUUCCAAUAGAAUUAUUCCAGUCUCCUACUGGAAUCUCACAGAGUAACUUGUACCCGUGACCCCUCAUCUUUUCCACGUGACUCCUUGUGAAAACAUAACUAUGCUUCAAAAAUUGGAAUAUGGUGGUAAGUUCCUCCCUAAGCCUUCUUUUCUCAAGGCUGAACCAACCCAGUUCUCUGUCUUUUCUCAUAUCUCAGGCUUCCCAGGCAUCGCUUAUCCCUGUGGCCCUUCUCUGGACCCUCUGCAGCCUGUCCAUGUAGGCUUUUUGUGUAGCAGAGACCAAAACUGCACACAGUAUUCCAGGUGUGGCCUGACAAGCAGCCUGACUAGAGUGGGAUAAUGAUGAUUUUAUCUCUGUUGGUGAUGCCAUUGUUGAUACAGUCCAUCAUCCCACUGGCUUUCUUUGCUGAACAGCACACUGCUCACUCAUAUUGAGCUGCUUGUCCACCAGGACGCCCAUGUCCCUUUCCAUAGAGCUGCUACUCAGCCAUAUUGAUCCCAGCCUGUGCUGCACUUCUGGAUUAUGUUUUUCCAGGUGCAAGACCUUACACUUAUCCUUGUUGAACUUCAUAGGGUUCUUGUUUGCCCAUUCUUCCGGCCUACGUACAUCUUUCUGCAGGGUGACUCUUGCUUCUAAAAUGUCCACUUCCCCACUCAGUUUGAUAUCAUCAGCAAACUUUGUCAGGAUAUGCUUGAUCCCGUGGUCCAGAUCACUUAUGAAGGCAUUGAAGUGUUGGGCCCAGUAUCAGUCCCUGGAGGGCCCCACAUGUGACAGGUUGCCAGUUUGCAAAGGAACUACUUGCCACCACCCUCAGGGUGCAGCCUGUUGGACGGUUCCUCACCCACUGCACAGGCCUCUCAUCUGGACCGUCACACAUCAGUUUCUCUAGGAGGAUGCUGUAGGAAACCACAUCAAAAGCCUUGGAGAAGUCUAGGUAGACAAUGUCCAUCACUGGUGCUAUGUCCACUGAGCAGGUUACUUUGUCAUGGAAGGCAGUCAGAUUCGUCGAGCACGAUUUGCCCUUGGUGAAUCCCUACUGGCUCUUCCCAAUCAUGUGAUUCAUCUGACCUGUGGUAACCCCCAGAGGAUUCAUUCCAUAACUUUCUUAGGGACUCUAGUAAAGACCGAUGGGCCUAUAAUUUCCUCAAUCCUCCUUUAAGCCCUUUUUGUAGAUGGGGGCUCAAGCUCCUCUGACAAGUUGCACACCAACUCUUCCUUCACUGUCUGAGAGUGUGGUCUGUGUUUGCAUCAACUUGGAUUUCUGUGUCCCAGGGCUGGGGGCCUGGCAGUGCUGAUAAAGAUGGAGGGGAAGGAAGGAAGUGUUGAGAAAAUCUCUGCCUUUUCAGUGUUGUUGGUGACUGUUCAACUCUCCUGUUUUAACAGGGUGCUGAUAUUUUCUUUCUGCUUUCAUUUACAUACCUGAAGAACCCUUUCUUGGAGUUUUUGACAUCUCUGGCCAAUUUCAAUUCAAGAUGAACUUUUGCUUUUCUAACUGUAUCUCUUCACACCCUGUCAAUGUCCUUAUAGUUCUCCAUGGCUAUUUGUCUGCUUUUCUAUCUCUGGUACGCUUCUCUUCAGGCUGUGAGCAGAUUCAGAGGUUCACAGUUAACCCAAGGUGGUCUCUUGCUCUGCCUGCUUUCCUGACCUUAAAGGGGUUGAACUGGUGUUAUGUUUCCAGGAGACUGUUGUUGAAAAACUCCCAGCACUCACUAGCCCUUUUAUCCUCCAUGAUGACCAUGGCAUCCCUCUCGACUGAGGUCUGAGCAUGCUGAAGUUUGCUCUUCUUAAUCUAAAAUGUAUGUCUUCAGCGUGCUCAGCAGGAUCCCAAACUCCACAAUACUUUGAUUGUGGCAGCCAAGCCUAUCACUAAGUGGAAUAUUACAAAGCAGGUUUUUUUGGUUUAUAAGUAGCAAGUCCAGCAGUGUCUCAUUCUUGGUUGGCUCAUCUAAUAUUUGUAUUCCAAAUAUGUGCUCUAUGUAUUCCAGGCACUUGAUGGUUAACAUGUGAGCUGCUGUAUUGUUCUUCCAACAAGUCUCUGGGUAUCACUCAUAAGAACCAGAUUCUGGUGACCCAAAGCUUGCCUAAGUGACCCAAAUAUUGCUUUGUUGGCCUUAUUGUCUUGGUUUGGAGGUCAGUAGCAGAUGCCUUCAGUAAGAAUCGAGGACAGCCUCUCUGAUCUUGACUCAGAGGCAUUCCAUAAAGCUUCCACAAAUACCAUGCAUAUUGGUAUACAUACAACUUGAGGUGGUUAGUCUUCUGGUUCUCAUCUUGGGAAUCAGCUAAGGAAUAUUUGUCGCUGCUCUGAUUGGCCUGACCUAUUGCCGAGAUCAAAAAAUUUUGUUUUGACUCAAAAACUGCAGCUCUAUUUUAGGAAAAAAAUCUUCCAAGUAAUUAUUGUCAUUCAUCUUGUGGUAAUUUUGAUAUUAUUAAACUAAUCUCAGUACUUGAGUAGCGAUGAUUUGAUGUUUGCUGUUAACUUUUUUUUGAAAAAAAACCAAUAAUUUAACCAGUUUUGAACAUUUGACAUGGACCAAAGAGAGUAGUCCUGAUUUUGUCUAAAAUAGCUUUCUAUUUUUGAAGUACAAUGUUUUUAUUAUGCUAAGGGAAAUAGUAUUCCUCCACAACAUAUUGCAUUUUAUUAUUUGAUAUUUAUUUUGCUUACAAUCUGUAGUUGAAUGCUGUUGUGUGGGGCUAUAAGAACUGAUGUAAUUGUUAUUUUCUGUUUUAAUUUAUGUAUUUCACGCACUAGGCAUAUUCUAAUAAUGCCUUUCCUGCAUUAAAUCUAAAUAUUUUAUCAUGAGCACAUUAAACUGCAUGGUUUUGUACACAGCCAUUCCACAUCACACCUGUGUAAUUCCAGAUAAGCAGACACAAUAGUAUUCCUAGGUGCAACGAAGUGUGGAUGAAUCAGUUAGGGCCCCCCUCCCAAAAAAAUUAUGUGACACUAAUAAGGCUUAAAAAUGCAAUUGUAAACAUGAAAAUUUUUUUAGUUGCUUUUUUGAUUUCUAGAAAUAGGCUUUUUCAUUGUAUGUGUAUUUCUGUUAAGGGGGAAAAUGUGGAGAUUGGUUGUUAGAUGGCAACUGCAACAUAAUCUAAUUCCAAGCGAUUUUAGUUAAAAUGAAAUUCUGAAUUUUGUUCAUAAAUUAUGGUGGAGUACUGCAUACAUAUAAAUGCUAGAGCAUAACUUUAUUUCAAAGUUACCAGAUUUUAACAUAAAGCUGCAUGAGCAUAUUGAUGGGAUACCUUUUCAAUUAUUACUUUUUUUUUUUAACCUCUAAAUUGGGAGCAGCCUAAGGUAAAAAGACUGUUUAAAUCAUCAGCUGUUUCUUCAGAAGGCAUAAGUGUUCUUUGUGUACAGGUGAAUUUAACAGAGCUGAAAAAGGUCAGUGGGAAAAGCAUUCUGUACUUUGUCCCAGGAGUGAAGUCUUUAGCUGGGCUGCAUUAGUUUGUAUAUUUAACUGCACAUCCUUUUGGGGAAAAUUAAGUUAUCAUGGAAGGUAGGAUUCAACUUGAGUACAUAUGUUUGAUAUCUUGUGAGUGUGAAAGAUUAUGUACUGACAGCACAAUGCUAGCCACAGUUGUGCCUGAAGUUGCACUUGAAAUCACUUUGUGCAUUAAUUUAAAAUCUAAUCACAAAGAUAUGUUAAAGCCCCUAAAGAUGUAUUACUGCUUAGAGUAUUCUCCCAGUGUAGCAGGUGUAAAAACAAUUAUGCUCUAAAGCAAUGAUCUAAAGAAGUAUUUUCUUUCAGGAACACACAGUUUUUGCACUGCUAAUUGUUCAUCUUGUAUUUACUGAAGACUUUAGGAAGUUACUACCUGAAUUUGACAGAAUUUGUGAGUUGUUAAAAGGAAUGGAUAGCAUGUCCUUUUGUGCAUCUUGUGUGAACUGAAAAAAAACAACAAGUAUAAGGCAAAGUAAAUACUGAAGAGAUAUUUUCAAUAAAAUAAACAAUACUUGGUUGAUACAAAUGGCAUUGAUUUUGAUUUGAGAUCUGACUUUCUAAGUUUACUUGAGAUAUUUGGUAUUUAGUAUCACCAUUGUAAAAUCUGUUUCUGGAUUAUCCAUCAUUAUAAGGUAUAUUGAUGAAACCAUGGGAGCUAAAAAUCUAAAAGCUUUUAAAAUUACUUGGCUGGAGGUUUUACUUGUUUGAAAUGUGCCUAAUUUUUAUACAGAUAAUGAAGUUCUGAAGGUCCUUAAUAUUUUUGGGGUUUUAAGGGAUAAUCAGGUAUCUAUGUAACUAAACUUUUGACUGUGACAAUAUAUAGAAUAGCACAUAAUUCUUCAGAAAUGCUUACAGAAAGCACUAAGAAUAGGUACCUGUUUUACAGUUAGAAAAAGACUACAGUAUUUAGCAUCUGUAUUGAUAACUUUAACAGUUGUACUAUAAGCUUUACAAAUCCAAUCAGCAUUCUAACCUUUUGCAUUUGGCUGAGCAAAUAAGGAGAAGAGGAAAACAGGAAUUUGAAAAAGUUUAAACACAAAAAAGGUAAAAAUAUCCAUUAGUCCACUGACAAAAUUGUGCUCCUUCAGUGUGGUUUUUCAUCAAGCGUGACUUAAACAAUAGAUCAUACACAAUGCAGCAUGGUAUCGCCCCAUAAGGUGUGGAUAGAAUGCAUUCUUCAUAUUUGUAUUAGAAGUGAAUGUUCGUAUCUUCAUUUUAUGAAGUUACCUAAGCUGAAGGGUUGAGACCUAUGCAUUGUUAUGAAGUUCAAAGAUAGCAAGAACAGUGAUGGAGAAGAGUGAUUUAACAUGUAUUUGAUCUAUGCUUUGUACAGGAUUAUAUUACACUGUACAAAAGAUAUUUGUUCUGAGUUGUGGAUGUACUGCAUGCUCAUGUAAUAGUUUAGCUUCAAUUAAAAAAAAGCGUGACAUUUAAGCUGUAAAUACUGUACACUAUUAUCUUUCUUUUUUUAAGCAACUUUUUUAUUUCCCUGUUUGUGUACAGUUCUCUAUGUACAUAUAAGAAAACACAACAUUUUGAGAAACUUUUGUAGUUAACUUUUGCAUUUUAAUUCCAUUAAUUAUCUAAAUAUGACCAUUUGUCUAUUUAGUUCGAAGUUUUCAUUGUAUGGUUUCAGGUUCUUUUAAGAACAGCAAUAACAGUUGGGCAAUUACUUAAAGUAAAACAUUUUCCUGCACGAUUUCCUCUUCCAUGGUUUAGAAUGGAGUUACAGUGGAACACUUGUCCAAUUGUAAGAUUUAAAGGAUCUUUAUCUUUUUUUUUUCUUUUUCAUGGUAGGAAAUGUUUUGUAGUGGCUUAUAUACAGAAUUUAGAAGUCAAACACAAUUUCUUGUGCUAGUUGAUUUGAUUAAAAAUUUCUAUUAAAAUAUUUCCAUAAACUUUCCAUAGCUUAUUGCAUGUUUUUCCAAGUAAUCAUGAAGUUGUGUGUCAACCUCUGUAUGAAAUACUCUGAUAACAAAAGUUUUACAUUUUGUGAACCUGAUAGAAAUGUACAAAUGUACACAUAAAAUAAAGCUAAAAUUGGUAAUUAA